AAUAGUCGACACCUGCUUUCGAUCUUAGACCCUUUCCAAGCAGUUGAAAACACUCCUCUCCGCAAUCACAAUUUAUCUCUCUCUCUCUCUCUCUCUCAGUUCAAGCUCUUUGCACAAGCAUUUGAGAAAGAAAAAAAGUUCCCGUCAUGUUUCGCUCGACAGCCGUCAAGGCAGCCAACAGCGGUAUGCGCUCCGCCUGCACAAGAUCCAUCUCCCUCGCUUCCAGCGCCAGAAAUGUUUCUUUCCGCAGCUCAAAACUCGGCUUGACCACCCGCCGUCCUCUGGCGGUGGUCAACAGCAAACGUCACUACGCCCAGGCCGCCGAGGGCGUCGAUGCCAAUGAUUCCUUCCUCUCUGGCAACACCGCCAACUAUAUCGAUGAGAUGUAUCUGGCAUGGAAGAAGGACCCCUCGAGCGUCCACAUCUCCUGGCAGACGUAUUUCAAGAACAUGGAGGAGGGCAAGAUGCCCGUCUCCCAGGCUUUCCAGCCUCCUCCCACGCUCGUUCCCACCCCUACCGGCGGUGUCCCUCAGGAUAUGCCCGGUCAGGGUCUAGGCUUUGCCGCCGGCACCGAUGUCACGAAUCACUUGAAGGUCCAGCUUCUGGUGCGCGCCUACCAGGCCCGUGGUCACCACAAGGCCAAGAUUGACCCUCUGGGCAUCCGCGGUGAGGCCGAGGCUUUCGGCUACAACAAGCCCAAGGAGCUCGAGCUCGACCACUACGGCUUUACUGAGCGUGAUCUCGAUGAGGAAUUCACGCUUGGACCCGGUAUCCUACCCCGUUUCGCUACCGAAAGCCGCAAGAAGAUGACUCUCCGCGAGAUUAUUGCUACCUGCGAGAAGAUCUACUGCGGAUCCUACGGUGUUGAGUACAUCCACAUCCCCGACCGUAAGCCUUGCGACUGGAUUCGUGACCGCUUCGAGAUCCCCGAGCCCUACAAGUACUCCGUUGAUGACAAGCGCCGUAUUCUCGACCGCUUGAUCUGGUCUCAUAGCUUCGAGUCCUUCCUUGCCACCAAGUUCCCCAACGACAAGCGUUUCGGUCUGGAGGGUUGUGAAACCCUGGUGCCCGGCAUGAAGGCUCUGAUCGACCGCAGUGUCGAUUACGGUAUCAAGGACAUUGUCAUCGGUAUGCCCCACCGUGGUCGUCUGAAUGUUCUGUCCAACGUCGUUCGUAAGCCCAACGAGUCUAUCUUCAGCGAAUUCGCUGGUUCCGCUGAGCCGUCCGACGAGGGCUCCGGUGAUGUCAAGUACCAUCUGGGUAUGAACUUUGAGCGCCCAACCCCCUCGGGUAAGCGCGUGCAACUUUCCCUGGUCGCCAACCCCUCCCACUUGGAGGCUGAGGACCCCGUCGUUCUCGGAAAGACCCGCUCCAUUCAGCACUACAACAAGGACGAGAAGAACUUCGAUUCCGCUAUGGGUGUCCUUCUCCACGGUGAUGCCGCCUUUGCUGGUCAGGGUGUCGUCUAUGAGACCAUGGGCUUCCACUCCCUCCCUGCCUACUCCACCGGUGGUACGAUCCACAUCAUUGUGAACAACCAGAUUGGUUUCACCACUGAUCCCCGCUACUCUCGUUCCACCCCUUACUGCUCCGACAUCGCCAAGUCCAUCGACGCUCCCGUCUUCCACGUCAACGCCGAUGAUGUCGAGGCUGUCAACUACGUCUGCCAGGUCGCCGCGGAUUGGCGUGCCGAGUUCAAGAGCGAUGUCGUCAUUGACAUCGUCUGCUACCGUAAGCAGGGUCACAACGAGACCGAUCAGCCUUCCUUCACCCAGCCCUUGAUGUACAAGCGCAUUGCCCAGCAGAAGGCCCAGCUCGACAAGUACGUCGAGAAGCUCAUCGCCGAAGGUACCUUCACCAAGGAGGACAUCGACGAGCACAAGAAGUGGGUCUGGGGUAUGCUGAACGACAGCUUCGACCGCAGCAAGGACUACCAGCCCACCGGCAAGGAGUGGCUCACUUCCGCUUGGAACGGCUUCAAGACCCCCAAGGAGCUAGCCAACGAGGUUCUGCCUCACCUCCCCACCGGUGUUGACACCUCUCUCCUGCAGCACAUCGCCGGCAAGAUUAGCGGUGCCCCCGAGGGCUUCACUCUCCACCGCAACCUGAAGCGUAUCUUGGCCAACCGCAAGAAGACUGUGGACGAGGGCAAGAACAUUGACUGGGCUACUGCUGAGGCUCUUGCCUUUGGCUCCCUCGUGAACGAGGGCUACCAUGUCCGUGUCUCCGGUCAGGAUGUGGAGCGUGGUACUUUCUCUCAGCGCCACGCUGUUCUCCACGAUCAGGAGAACGAGGCUACCUACACUCCUCUUCGGGAUAUCUCCGAGAAGCAGGGCAGCUUUGUCAUCUCCAACUCUUCUCUCAGCGAGUUCGGAGCUCUCGGUUUCGAAUACGGUUACUCCCUGACCUCCCCCAACGCCCUCGUUAUGUGGGAGGCCCAGUUCGGUGACUUUGCCAACAACGCUCAGGUCAUCAUCGAUCAGUUCAUCGCUUCCGGAGAGUCCAAGUGGCUUCAGCGCUCCGGUCUGGUCGUGUCUUUGCCCCACGGUUACGACGGCCAGGGUCCCGAGCACUCUUCCGGUAGAAUGGAGCGUUGGUUGCAGCUUUGCAACGAAGAGCCUCGCAUCUUCCCCUCCCAGGACAAGCUUGACCGCCAGCACCAAGAUUGCAACAUGCAGAUUGCCUGCAUGACCAGCCCUGCCAACCUGUUCCACAUCCUGCGUCGCCAGAUCCACCGUCAAUUCCGCAAGCCUCUUGUGCUCUUCUUCUCCAAGUCCCUUCUCCGUCACCCCAUUGCCCGCUCUGACAUCGAGGCCUUCACUGGCGACUCUCACUUCCAGUGGAUCAUCCCCGAUGAAGGCCACGGCAAGGAGAUCGAUGAGCCCGAGAAGAUUGAGCGUGUUAUCCUGUGCUCUGGCCAGGUGUAUGCCGCUCUUCAGAAGCACCGUGAGACCAACAACAUCCGCAACACUGCCAUUACCCGUGUCGAGCAGCUGCACCCCUUCCCCUGGGCUCAGCUGAAGGAGAACCUCGAUAGCUACCCCAAUGCCCGCAACAUCGUCUGGUGCCAGGAGGAGCCCCUGAACGCCGGUGCCUGGAGCUACACUCAGCCCCGUAUUGAGACUCUGUUGAACCAGACCGAGCACCACAACCGUCGCCACGUCCUCUACGCCGGUCGUGCUCCUAGUGCCUCUGUGGCCACUGGUCUCAAGUCCGUCCACUUGAAGGAGGAGCAGGAGUUCCUCGAGGCUGCUUUUAGCGUUCACCAGGAUCGUCUCAAGGGCGAGUAGAGUGUUUUUUGGGGAAUUCAUUUCUUGGUUUGGCGGGGGAGCCAGUUUGUGUCAACUCAUUUAGGUCUUUCGUGUCUGGUUUUUCCUUUGUCCAAAGCAUAGUGUACGAUGGUUAUACAACAAGUCAUGCUUGCGUGUGUUCAGGGCUCUGGUGUGUCGAUCUCUCACAUGUUAGAUGGUUUGGCCUGCCGAUACCUUGCAUAUGUUUAGCGCACGCGUGUAAUUUAAGACAUUUGAUAUAAUUCAUUUUCCUUUGUUUCAGUGUCCGGGCCAUGUAAAGAAGUG
Aspergillus saccharolyticus JOP 1030-1 is the source of this 3575-nucleotide messenger RNA. RefSeq names its product alpha-ketoglutarate dehydrogenase KGD1 (gene kgd1). Gene Ontology annotation, cellular component: mitochondrion; oxoglutarate dehydrogenase complex. Gene Ontology annotation, molecular function: thiamine pyrophosphate binding; oxoglutarate dehydrogenase (succinyl-transferring) activity. The record is from RefSeq and is a predicted model, not a curated record. The transcript has 4 exons. Gene Ontology annotation, biological process: tricarboxylic acid cycle. NCBI's taxonomy places the organism in Eukaryota, Fungi, Ascomycota, Eurotiomycetes, Eurotiales, Aspergillaceae. The coding region runs from base 147 to 3290 and encodes 1047 amino acids.